Molecule: messenger RNA, 1587 nt
Organism: Hippopotamus amphibius kiboko
Lineage: Eukaryota; Metazoa; Chordata; Mammalia; Artiodactyla; Hippopotamidae
Gene: SLC52A2
Product: solute carrier family 52 member 2
Exons: 4
Coding region: 9-1343 (444 amino acids)
Biological process (GO): riboflavin transport
Cellular component (GO): plasma membrane
Molecular function (GO): riboflavin transmembrane transporter activity
Source: RefSeq, a predicted model, not a curated record
UAGGCUAAAUGGCCGCACCCCCGCUGGGCCGCCUGAUGCUCACCCACCUGCUGGUGGCCCUCUUUGGCAUGGGCUCGUGGGCUGCCAUCAACGGGAUCUGGGUGGAGCUGCCUGUGGUGGUGAAAGACCUUCCGGAGGGUUGGAGUCUCCCCUCCUACUUGUCUGUGCUCGUGGCACUGGGGAACCUGGGUCUGCUGGCGGUGACCCUGUGGAGGAGGCUGGCCCCGGGCAAGGGCGAGCGGGCCCCCAUCCAGGUGGUGCAGGCGCUGAGCGUGGUGGGCACAGCCCUGCUGGCCCCCCUGUGGCCACACAUGACAGCAGUGGCAGGGCAGGUGCACUCCGUGGCCUUCCUGGCUCUGGCUUUCCUGCUGGCACUGGCUUGCUGCGCCUCUAAUGUCACCUUCCUGCCCUUCCUGAGCCGUUUGCCGCCUCCCUUUUUGCGGUCCUUUUUCCUGGGUCAGGGCCUCAGCGCCCUGUUACCCUGCGUGCUGGCCCUAGUGCAGGGUGUGGGCCGCCUCGAGUGCCCACCAGCCCCCACCAACGGCACUCCUGGGCCCCCUCUUGACUUCCCAGAGCGUUUUCCUGCCAGCAUCUUCUUUGGGGUCUUGUCCGUCCUAUUGGUCAUUUCAGCUGCCGCCUUCCAGGGUCUCCUGUUUCUGUUGCCGUCACCACCGUCUGUACCCACGGGGGGCCCAGGGCCUGGCCUGCGGGUGGGAGCCCCAGGAGUGGAGGAAGAGGAAGAGGCCUCGCCCCUGCAGGAGUCACCCAGCCAGGGGGCAGACACCACCCCCAGCCCAGAACCGGCGGCCGAUAGGCUGCUCUCCGCCCGUGGUGCCUGCCUGCUGGGCCUGCUGGCCGUCACCAACGCACUGACCAACGGCGUGUUGCCUGCUGUGCAGAGCUAUUCCUGCUUGCCUUACGGGCGCCUGGCCUACCACUUGGCUGUGGUGCUGGGCAGUGCUGCCAACCCCCUCGCCUGCUUCCUAGCCAUGGGUGUUUUAUGCAGGUCCCUGGCAGGACUGGGCGGUCUCUCUCUGCUGGGCGUGCUCUUUGGGGCCUACCUGAUGGCGCUGGCAAUCCUGAGCCCCUGCCCGCCACUCGUGGGCACCUCUGCAGGGGUGGUCUUUGUGGUGGUGUCGUGGGUUCUAUGUCUGGGCGUGUUCUCAUACGUGAAGGUGGCCGCCAGCUCCCUGCUGCAUGGAGGGGGCCAGCCGGCACUGCUGGCAGCUGGCGUGGCCAUCCAGCUGGGCUCCCUGCUCGGCGCCGUGGCUAUGUUUCCUCCCACCAGCAUCUACCAUGUCUUCCGCAGUGGAAGGGACUGUGUGGACCCCUGUGGCCCCUAAGCCUGAGCAGGGGGGUACUCCACUCCACCCCACCUGUCUUCAGGUUGGGGCUGCCUCAGUGCCUGUGUGCCCACAGCCCAAGGAAGCCCACCCCUACUCACAGAUGCCUGCACCCCUCACAGGAGAGCCUGGCACUGCAGGCCGGGGUGGGGACCAGAAAGCAAGCGUGGAGCCAGGCCCCACAGGGGUGUGGACGUUGCCCAGGCCUGGGACCUGUGGGGCGUUUGUACAAUAAAGCCUUUUU